Moneuplotes crassus is the source of this 1000-nucleotide messenger RNA. Lineage: Eukaryota; Ciliophora; Spirotrichea; Euplotida; Euplotidae. The record is from the annotation of a GenBank genome assembly.
UCUUUGAAUUGAAGCGUUUUUGGAAAUUAGAAAUUGAAAUUUUUAGGUCAUGGAUUCAGUGGACUGACAACUUUCAGACGAAUGGGAUGAAAGAUUGGAAAAAGAUGGAGAAAAGCUAAUGGAGAUCUUUCAGGAAGGAAGAAAUAUGCACCAGUAUAUAGCAUUAGAGAAGGAGAUUAGGAGGUGUAAAGGACUUAAGAGAGGAAGACAGGUCUGAAGAGUCGUUGGGAAGAGAAGGGAUGAAGAUAUGAAAGAAGAAACCCUUUAUGUGACUGUUGAUAAGGCUAAGGAAUGAUUAGAUGUGGCUAAGGAGAACGAUCCAAAUUUUCAUGAGAAGUGGUGGAGAGGAAAUAAAUCAAAAUACAAUCCAUUCCAUACUGAUAAAAAGCUGAGAACCAAAUCUGACUGGAAUAGAACAAAGAAAUGCUGUUUCUUAGUGACCCCUAAUUCAUCAGGAAUAGUUGCAAAAUCACUAAAGACUAGGGGAAGAAUGUAUGGAGAGUGCGAAAUAUUUGAAGAGGAGGGACGAAUCCCAAAACUAUACCUUAACGCACCAGAAGGCCAACAGAUCUUUCAAAAUGCAAAAUCAAUUCGGAUAAUUGAGAACAAUGAACCGGUCAGAUCGAGAUCCAGAGCGAAGUACCACUCCAGGAUCAGUCAACUAAAAUCAGCUUAUGAGCACCCUCCAGUGUUGCCUAACGACAACAACGAGGUGCCAGUCCCAGUGCCGUUCCACCAGUACUGCAAUAUCUGCGGAUGCUCCUUUGAGGAUUACUUAGACCAUCUCAAGUCAGAAGAACAUAGCAAGAAUUUGAAGAAUGAAGAUAUGUUUUUAUUUGAUGAUUUGGCUUUGGAUAUUCAAAAAAAUCAUACAGAGACAGUUCUCACUCAAAAACUUCAAUCUUUCCUCUCCCAAUACACUGGCCAAGAUAAGUAUCCGCACACUACCAAAAGAUUCAUGCAGCUCAUAAAGCUUGACUUACAACUUGCUCAUAAAUAA